Carya illinoinensis is the source of this 982-nucleotide messenger RNA. Its product is annotated as aquaporin SIP1-1-like. Gene Ontology annotation, cellular component: membrane. The transcript has a single exon. Gene Ontology annotation, biological process: transmembrane transport. Gene Ontology annotation, molecular function: water channel activity. The coding region runs from base 130 to 849 and encodes 239 amino acids. The record is from RefSeq and is a predicted model, not a curated record. Lineage: Eukaryota; Viridiplantae; Streptophyta; Magnoliopsida; Fagales; Juglandaceae.
GGCAUAUAUAUCCGUCUUUGUUUCUUUGGAAGGCCGGCAAUUUGAUGAAAUUCGCUGUUGGCUACUUUCUUUGAACUCUCAUUUUUAUGGAGGGCAGGUAAAGAUCAGAGCAAAGAGAAAUAUAGAAAGAUGGGUGUGGUGAAGGCUGCAAUAGGAGAUGCAAUAUUGACAUCUUUAUGGGUUUUCAGCGCGCCAAUGAUGGGAAUUCUUACGCCUAUCAUAGCCGCAUACCUUGGCCUUCAAGCCAUACCUGUGGCAGGCCUCUUCAUUGCCACCGCGCUUGCUACCACACUUGUAUUCUUAUUCAGCUUGAUCGGGAAGGCCUUGGGUGGCGCCAGCUUCAAUCCAUCUACCACGGUCUCGUUCUACGCUGCAGGCCUUAAUCCUGACUCAUCGAUCAUCUCUAUGGCCACACGGUUUCCUGCACAGGCGGCCGGUGGAGUUGGGGGCGCCAUGGCAAUAUUGCGAGUGAUGCCAAGCCAAUACAAACAUAUGCUUAGAGGACCUUCCCUGAAAGUGGAUAUGCAUACAGGAGCCGUUGCUGAGGGUGUGUUGACCUUUGUGCUAAGCUUUGCACUCCUUUUAAUAAUGCUCAGGGGUCCCAAAAACCCACUUUUGAAGGUAUGGUUGCUUGCUUUGACAACCGUGGGAUUGGUUGUUGCAGGGUCUGGUUACACGGGGCCUUCCAUGAAUCCAGCCAACGCCUUUGGCUGGGCAUUUCUGAACAAUCAGCACAGUAAUUGGGUACAUUUCUACGUUUAUUGGAUCUGUCCCCUCAUUGGAGCCACUUUGGCUGCUUGGAUCUUUCGGUUUAUUUUUAUUCCAACAAUCAAGCACAAGAAAGCAUAAUCUAGAUAAGCUCCAGUACUUGUCUCUAUGUAAAAGAUUUUCUUUAAUUGUCUGUUUCCCAUUUUCUUUUCUUUUAUCACCCUGGUGAUUUUAUAGCUUAAUAAACAGGGAUAUGAUAUGAUCCGUUAAUGCA